CGCAUCGUCACGUCGAAGCCAGUCCAGCGUGCAUUCGUCAAUAGCGUGCUCCUGGUGUCUGGCGCUGUGAUCCUCUUUUGUACAGCGGCCAUUGCUUCGGCUCUCUUUUUCCAGAAUUUUCUUCCUCAUGAGGUGGUGACGAUGCCUGUCCACCUCCAGUAUGGGUAUUCUCAGCAAGAAUAUGAUGUAUCGCUGAGCUUGACAAUGCCGCGAUCGAACCCGAAUGUGGAGCGCGGCAACUUCAUGAUAAGCCUGCACAUGCUCGACUCGAAACCCGAUUUUGAGCUUCAGGCCAAGGCUGGACAGCACGCAGCCGAGCAUGGUGGUUUUGGGACGACCAAUAUCCUCUUCAGCUCACGCAGGCCCGCCCUGUUCCCUUACGUGGAUCCGUUCGUCUCUCUCGCGUCUCGCGUCCUCUUCUUGGCCUACCAUCUAUUUGCGCCUGGGUCAAGUUCGAGCACAAUGAUGAUACCUCUAGCAGAAAGGGUGUGGUUCUCUAAGGGGUCCAUGGUCCCAAAGUCGGCUUAUAUCGAGGUAGAGGCGGGGCAGACAAUACAGAUAUACCAUGCUGCACUGCAGCUUACAGCCCAGCUUCGCGGACUCCGCUGGCUGAUGGUACACUAUCGAAUCUCCACUUUCAUUGCCUUUACCUUUCUUUUCUGGAUCUGCGAGAUCAUCUUUAUGGCCGUGGCCUGG
Molecule: messenger RNA, 696 nt
Organism: Fusarium vanettenii 77-13-4
Lineage: Eukaryota; Fungi; Ascomycota; Sordariomycetes; Hypocreales; Nectriaceae
Exons: 2
Biological process (GO): lipid storage; lipid droplet organization
Cellular component (GO): endoplasmic reticulum membrane
Source: RefSeq, a predicted model, not a curated record